This is a messenger RNA of Penicillium alfredii, 936 nucleotides long. RefSeq lists its product as uncharacterized. Gene Ontology annotation, molecular function: water channel activity. Gene Ontology annotation, cellular component: plasma membrane. Gene Ontology annotation, biological process: transmembrane transport. NCBI's taxonomy places the organism in Eukaryota, Fungi, Ascomycota, Eurotiomycetes, Eurotiales, Aspergillaceae. The record is from RefSeq and is a predicted model, not a curated record. Bases 1 to 936 code for a protein of 311 amino acids. The transcript is spliced from 3 exons.
AUGUGGUUCAAGCACAAGCGCAACUCCGCCGAUGUUUCAACACUGGGAGGGCCUUCGGGACCCGGAGGACGCAGCCAGUUGCCGAUGCUGCAGUUCCCAGAUAAGAUGCGGUACAAUCUGCUGUGCGUGAUGGGCGAGUUCGUGGGCACGUUCAUGUUCCUCUUCUUCUCGUUCGCCGGUACACAGGUGUCGAAUACCCCGAUGCCUGCACCGGGCUCGCCACCCAACACCUCGAACCUGUUGUAUUCGGCUCUGUCGUUUGGGUUCUCGUUGACAGUCAACGUCUGGGCGUUCUUCCGGGUGACUGGGGGGCUGUUUAACCCUGCGGUCACCCUGUCGCUGUGUCUCACCGGCGGCAUGCCUGUCCUCCGUGGCUUGCUGGUUUUCCCUGCGCAGCUGGUGGCAGGCAUCGCGGCGGCCGGCGUGGUGAGCGCCCUGUUUCCCGGUCCGCUAAACUGUAGUACUCGGUUGGGCGGCGGCACAUCUAUCUCACAGGGUCUGUUUAUCGAGAUGUUCCUCACUGCGCAGCUGGUAUUUGUGAUUAUCAUGCUGGCGGUGGUCAAGCACAAGUCGACGUAUCUGGCACCGGUUGGUAUUGGACUGGCCUUUUUUGUGGCGGAAAUGAUUGGCGAUUACUUCACCGGCGGCUCCCUCAAUCCCGCUCGAUCAUUGGGCCCCGACGUGAUCAACCGCCAGUUCCCCGGGUAUCAUUGGAUCUACUGGGUUGGUCCGCUGCUCGGCUCUCUUCUCGCGUCUGGCUUCUACCAUUUGCUGUGUCUCGUUCGCUGGGAGAAUAUCAAUCCGGGCCAGGACUUCAAUGAAUGGGAGGCUCGUGCCCGGAAGGAAUCGAUGACCCAUUCGGAUCACACUAUGGUUGACCCGCUGCAUCACCCCAACGCUGAGCCGAGAGAGCUGUCUCCUGACGAGCAGGUCUAG